AUGAAAGGCCGCAAGAAACGUACGCCUAAGAAACGUGCCCCUAGUCACAAUGAUCCACAUGGAGAAACAGGGACUACGGACAAUGUAGUUAGGCCUAAUGAAUUUGUCGACGUCAGUGUUAAUGAUUUUGAACAGCCUGGUGGAGAUGAUAUAAUGUUCAAUGCGGGAGGGGAUGCUGAUGAUCCAUCUAGAUGGGAAUAUCAGAGCGAAUAUGUACAUAAUCCCUUUGGUGCAGGCCCUUCCGGUGUUAAUAAUCAAAGAGGUUCUUCCGGUGUCAAUAAUCAAAGAAGUGAACAAAACACGGUUAUUUCUGAUCCGGGAAAUUCUGCAUUUGAAAAUCCUACUCAAUUCUUCGAGUGGCCAGACCCUCCACGCCAAUAUGAUUGCACUUACUGUCAAGUUUUAAGAUACAUUGUCCACAUUAAAGGCCAAGAACAAAGUACAAAACUUGAAAUCCAUGGUAGAAUUGGUAUGGUUUGUCAUGGAAUACUUGAAAUCAGUAGCGGUGAUACGACUGCUCCAAACAGAGAGUAUCGCACAUUUGACUUUUGCCAGAAAAGUUUAUCUGAUGUAAAGAAGUUCCUAAUUGAGUAUUAUGAAGACCGCGCAAACACCUCUUAUGCUACAGUGGAUGAUCCACUUCUGACAUUCUACGACACAUUGUGUGCUCGAUCCGAAUAUGAUUGGGUUUUUAAUAAUGAUAAUGAAGCAGAGGCUCAGGGGGGUGGAGUUAGACCAAAAAAGAGAACCGUUGUAGAGCAGAGAGCAUACUGCGAAACUCUGACUAUACAAGAUGUUUUGCCUUAUUUCCAUCUCCGGCAAUCAGAAGCUGCUAAGCUUCUUGGAUUAGGGACAACAAAACUCAAAGAGAUUGUUCGGAACGCAGGGAUACCGAAGUGGCCAGCUAGAGAGGUAAACGCGAAAGACCGGGCAAUUAAGAAAAUAGUCAAGAAAAUGAAUCCAUCAAAUCCCCGAAAAAAGGCAAUGGCUGAGAAAGAAAUACAGGAGCUUCAGAAAGCUAUAGCGGAUAUUUAUGCUCCUCUCCAGAAAAAAAAUGCUGCAGGUUAA
Daucus carota subsp. sativus is the source of this 1068-nucleotide messenger RNA. RefSeq lists its product as uncharacterized. Gene Ontology annotation, molecular function: DNA-binding transcription factor activity. The transcript is spliced from 7 exons. The record is from RefSeq and is a predicted model, not a curated record. Lineage: Eukaryota; Viridiplantae; Streptophyta; Magnoliopsida; Apiales; Apiaceae. Bases 1 to 1068 code for a protein of 355 amino acids.